UUAUGUCUUAGGGCUCUCCAGUUUCGUCUUCGGUGCGUUUUGUUGCAUGAAGGGGUGGUGGGUGGGGGGUUGUGGAUCAUGAAGAGGCUGCUAUUCAGGUGAGGAGCAGGUUCACUUCAUGUUCCAGCUCUCCUGCUGCUCCUCCUCACUGUCACUUUCCAACACUCUCUCUAACGUACAUACACUCCAUCUGGGGGGGGAAAAAAGUGUUUAUGAUCUCACAUAUUUCCGUCACUCUUCCUCUGGAGCUGAAGGGCUAUUCCGAGAGUCCAAAAGACACCAAAGAAGACACACUUCAGCUGGACAGGCAGUUCUGUUGAGGGAAGAGCAGGGAGCUGCUGCAUUUCACCAGUGGAGGCCACCACAGAUUAUUUCAACAGGCUACUGAGGGUUGGGAUCAAACGUUAUCAUGGAUGUUCUCGCCUUAGAGGCAAAGACUGUGACUGGAACAGAAACCGAGAAGAAAUCUACCCCAAGGCCAAAACCGAAACCUCCCAAAAAGGCCAAAAGGACAGUUUACUUUGAGGUGGAGAUCUUGGACAAAAAGACCAAGGAGAAACUCUUGCUGCUGGAUAAGGUGGAGCCAACUGCCACUAUUUUGGAUAUUAAAGCUUUGUUUCAUAAAUCAUAUCCAAAGUGGUAUCCAGCCAGACAAUCCCUGCGCUUGGAUCCCAAGGCCAAGUGUCUCAGGGAUGAGGACAUCCUCCAGACACUUCCUGUGGGAACCACAGCCAGCUUCUACUUCACUGACCUGGGACCCCAGCUCACAUGGGGAACUGUGUUCCUGACGGAGUGUGCAGGUCCACUGAUCAUCUACUUAAUGUUCUACUUCCGCCUCCCCUUCAUCUACUCCCCGAAAUAUGACUUCACCAGCAGCAAGCAGUGGAUCGUACACUUGGCCUGCAUGUGUCACUCCUUUCACUACGUCAAGAGGAUUUUGGAGACACUGUUUGUCCAUCGUAUCUCCCAUGGGACCAUGCCUCUCAGAAACAUAUUUAAGAACUGCGGCUAUUACUGGUGCUCUGCAGCUUGGAUGGCGUAUUACAUUAACCACCCUCUCUACACCCCACCCUAUUACGGGCAGCAGCAGGUGAAUAUAGGACUUUACAUCUUCUUGUUCUGUCAAGUGGGGAAUUUUUCCAUCCACAUUACACUUCGUAACCUCAAACCUCCAGGUUCAAAAACCAAGAAGAUUCCUUAUCCAACGAAAAAUCCUUUCACAUGGAUUUUUUGGCUGGUCUCUUGUCCGAACUACACAUACGAGCUGGGCUCCUGGAUCGGCUUCACGGUGAUGACCCAGUGUGUGCCAGUGGGUUUCUUCACUCUCGUGGCGUUUAUCCAGAUGACUGUGUGGGCCAGAGGCAAACACCGCAGCUACUUAAAGGAGUUCAGAGAUUAUCCGACCCUGCGCUCCUCCAUACUCCCCUUCCUCCUUUAGAGCCCGGCAGUGCUACACACAUCCGACCUUUGCUGCUACACGCAUCCAACUCCUCGCUGAUUGGGUCCCUUUUUAGUGGCCGCUACAUCCAUUUGGAUGUCAGAAUGUGUGUGCUGAGGUUAACAGCAUGGAUACAUUUUGGUCGUAUGAAGUCCAUGUAAUAUUUUCUUGCAUGUCACUCCAUAACAAGGAGUGGCAGUUACAGGACUGGUGGAUGCAGGACUGUUACUGGCAAGGGAAGCCUUUAGAGUUAAAUACAGCAAAGUCUUAAUUUAAUGAUGUAUGUGAUCUUGAAGAGAGAGAUGAAAAAUGUCAUUUUUAUUUUGCUCCUUUGAUAAGUUUUAAAAUAUUCAGUGAUGUUUCCCACAGAGCUGGGAAAUAAAGGGGGUAAUCUGGAUUGUCAACGUAUGCAGCCUGGAGCUGAUAAAUGUGUGGCCUCAUGCAGCUCACAAUUGGAUCUGACUGAUCCAAGUGACCUUUACACUACGGUGGUUCUAUUAGAUCUGGAUUAGAAAUCGUUUUCUGAUUCCCAUGUCUUCCACCACGGGUGAGGAAAACGCCUUUCUUUUUGUCUGUACAUGGAUCGAGUGUAUUUCUGGCACAGGGAAAAUAAUAGAGAGGGAAAACACUGCUGACAGCAUGCACACACACAUCCUACAAAAAUACACCUCUUAUUUACACAAGAUGAUUGUACUGCAGAAGGUAUUCAGCUGAAAAAGCGAAAAGACCAAGUUUCAGUCAACAAAUCAUUAUCAGUGGUUUUUGUUUUUUUGUACAUUUUUGUGCAGUCGGUGCUCUUUCCAACCUGUUAUUUUUGUACUAAUCUGAUAAUUUGUGCUGCUACAAAACAAGUUGGACUAUGUUUUGGUGCUUCAAAAAAUUGGAUACAGGACACUGGAAAAAUGCAAAAAAAGACAAUUUAAUUCACCAUUUCUAUUCCAUUUUCACUGAAUGUGUAUUUCACAGAAGGCUGCAUCAACUAAACCUUCAGAAUAAAUGAAGGAUUUUUGUGUUACUGAAAAUACUCCUGCUGCAAUUUUUAUGUGUGAAGAAAGUGUUCAGUCUUGAGCAGGAAUUUUAUCUGCAGUGCAAAGUUUGUUUACGAUAUUUGAUUGAGACUGAAGGCUCCUGUUGAAACAAUUGCUUUUAGGUUUAACUGUUGAUACAAAGAUAAUAAACUGUAUCACAAAACCAGUGA
This is a messenger RNA of Seriola aureovittata, 2636 nucleotides long. RefSeq names its product very-long-chain enoyl-CoA reductase-like. Gene Ontology annotation, biological process: very long-chain fatty acid biosynthetic process. Lineage: Eukaryota; Metazoa; Chordata; Actinopteri; Carangiformes; Carangidae. The transcript is spliced from 11 exons. The coding region runs from base 410 to 1438 and encodes 342 amino acids. Gene Ontology annotation, molecular function: oxidoreductase activity, acting on the CH-CH group of donors. The record is from RefSeq and is a predicted model, not a curated record.